Molecule: messenger RNA, 6081 nt
Organism: Cyphomyrmex costatus
Lineage: Eukaryota; Metazoa; Arthropoda; Insecta; Hymenoptera; Formicidae
Product: FK506-binding protein 5
Exons: 9
Coding region: 429-3863 (1144 amino acids)
Source: RefSeq, a predicted model, not a curated record
CGGAGAAGCCGCAACAGAGUGCGUCUCCUUAGAGGAGUACACAGCUGGGCACUGGCACUGCUGUGGCACGGGGCAUCAUUGUCGCCAAGAUGUAAUAAGCUGUCAAGGCGCGGGGAUGUCGCGCUAGACAGUUAGGAAGAGCGGCGGGCUCUGGCUGAGAGAGAAAGAAAGAGCGAGGGGAGUGUGGUGGGUAGGAAAGAGAGUAAACGGACGAAAGUGAGAGCGAUAGAGCACAAGAGGAAAGAAUCACAGGCCUACUGCUGGCAUACACGAUAUCGAGGGUAGAAGCAGGGAGAAUAUACUGAUGCAGAAACGGAGUAGCUUCGGUAGCUGAAAAAGGGCAAAAACGGGAUCGAUCGGUUGGCCCGCGAUAGUUGUAGCAAUGGAGGACAUCAGACUAGGUAUCAUCGUGGUCUGAGCGCUCAAAAAUGGCGUCAGGUUUGCCGAAUAUUCAUCAAAAGAAGCUUGGACCAGCGCCGAUAGCAUCUUUCGAAGACUUAUCUGAGGAAGUGGAAAACGGAGAAUCGGCGGCGGCGGCAGCGGCGACAGCGGCGGCGGCGGUAGCGGCAGGGCGAAUGCCGGGUAUCGUUGAGGUCACCACGCCUGCAACGCCUGGCAGUUCGCUCAAGACACCUAGCACGCCGCGAAUUGAUAUCAGUAGAGCAAGCAGUUCUUCGCAUCAUGAGGAUAGUAAUUCCAGGGACUCGUCACCUGAACGGGAGCUUCUCGCAGGAACGGAUCCUCCGUCCGGUUGCAAGCUGACUCUGGGUUAUAAGGAAGACGCUCAAGAUCUGAGGUCUUCUACGGAGGAGCUGGAUUUACAGGAUCCCGUCCACGAACAAGAUCUUAAACGGGAGUCCAAAAGGCGAAAGCGAAAGGAGACUGAUGGAUCUCAAUCGGAUUAUAGCGGCAAGCAGCUAGGUCAGGAUCGUGAACGCAAGGACAGUAACUGCUCGGAGAUAUGUUUGCUCAACAUCAGCGGUAGAACAUCUAGAUUAUCGUCGGUUGGUAGUCAAGGCUCCGGCGUCUCGGGAAAGCUCUCGGUUAUGUCAGCGACUUCCUCUAGAUCUCCCAGUCCUCACAAGUGUCUACUAGAGACGUCGUUCUGCGGAAGCAAGCCGACAUUGGUUGACAAUCUGAUAGAGCCGUCGAAACCGGAGACCGAUGAUCUCGAGAAAAUACUCUUGAAACGGGAGGCCGAUACAACGAAGGCAUUGAUUCCCGAGAGUAUUAAAGUGCCUAUGAUAGGUGGUAAUCUGAAGCCGGAUCCAUUGGAUAAGCCCAGAAGACGCGGUCGUGAGGAGCGGAAGGAAAUCUUCAAACGAGAAGUGGAAAUUACUAAAAGAUUUCUGGAGAAAGUUAAUAUAGAGGUUCCGAUAAUAAAAAAAUCGGGCCAGCAACAAGGAUCGACACUGCAACAACAGCAUCAACAGCAAUAUCAAUCAAAGAUUCAAAUACAAGAUGUUCAAAAACCCGCGACACUCGAUUUUAACGACAAAAGGAAAAAAGCUCAAAAUUUUAAGGAGAUUGUUCAGACGACGCCUACGACAAGUAGCCUUAUCGGAAGUCCCAAAUUGCCCAGACAUCAAAAAGUUCGUGAUUUGGAAGGCUCGCGAACACCCAGUCCAUCAUCCGUAUCUAGAAAAAGUAGUUUUGCUUCAUUAUUUAAGACUAGAGCCGACGGUAACGUAUUGAGUCCAGAAUCACCGUCACCUAGCACAAAACCACGACGAAGUCUGACGUCGAAAUUAAAGGACACUACAGAGGGUUUGAGAAGUCGUUCGAAGUCACGCGAAAGAGUUUCCGUCGAUAAGAGUUCUAUCUUGAAAAAAGAUUCGAAGAAUAAAGGGGUGUUUUCGUCUACACUGAGCUUGUUUAAGAAACGCGAGAGGAAAAAGAGCUACGAUGAGGCAAUCGCGGCCUCGUGCGACCUCGAAGUCGCUAGUGGAGAUGAACACCCAUCUCUAGAGAGCAUCGGUCACGUGGAGUUUACGUUCAACGUAAAGGAGGAAAAGGAAAAGAAUCGUCAAGAUGAUUCGAUCUUUAUUAGUCUGCAUGCCGAUGACAGAAACUACGAAGAAGCCUUACCGUCAGAAAGUGUCUCGAUACCGUUGGAAACACCGACCAAACUAUUGGACGAAUACGAGUCUGAGGGACCGCGUUCGGGUAGUAUAAUCACAGAGGUAUCGAUUGAGCACCAUCCGUCGUCGAUUGCCAAAAUUAGGACUGAAGCGCGGAUUGAAACGAUUACAACACAGGUUACAUCCAGAAGUUCGUCCAGAGAUAGUCAGCUGUCGCAGAGCGAGUCAAAAGAUUCGUAUAUAUUAAAAAGUUCGUUGAGGGACUCGAAGAUUAGCGGACAGGCUAAUAAAAUAGUCGGAACACCACCACCAGCCAAGUCAUCGACUACGGUUAAACCAGAUAUUAAACUAGCGAUUACAUCGGAAGUUAAAUCAACAGACUUUCGAAUGUUGUCUAGUUUAUUGAGAGAGUCUAUCGGUAAAAAACCGGAUAUAACAAAGCCAAAGAGAAAAAGUAAAGAGAACCAGCAGCAGCAGCAACAACAGCAGCAGCAGCAGCAGCAGCAGCCAGAACUAUCCGAGAGAAUAAGCGACGAUGUAGCACUACAACAGAAAAGAGUAAGCGCGGGAGAGUCUUCUCGAGCUGCUCAAGAAACUAAAAGAUUCGAUCAUCUCGAUGAUAAGAUCGGCAAGUCGUUGGAACAGGAAGGUUUAGUAAAAGCGCCCAGUGUGAUAUCCGAUCUGGAUCAUAACAGCUCCGAAUCCGAGAGAGAUUCAGAGAUUGAGUUUAUUCGCAAUAAGGUUGAGAAAUUGACUGAGGAGCUACCAGACGAGCGAAAGGGUCUCUUCUACGAGGAGAGUUUUGAGGAGGAUCUUCCAUAUAUACCGACGACUCUGCCAUUAGAAAAGAGCGUAGCUGUACCCAUUCUACCGGUUAAACAACGACUUCAGGAAGUAAGAACAAUUCCAAUCGAGAGACCGCGCUCAACGACCCCAAUAAACCCGACCUUGUUGGAUGAGUUUGUAAUGCAGACAUCGCUGGACGAGAGGCGGGUGGAGCGAAUGAAAAUAUCUCUGCCACGAGAGGAUAGCUUCAAAUUGAAGAGUCCGCGCCGACAAUACACUAGUACAGCAAAUACGUUCACAGAAUUUGCGGGCAAGGUGCCACCGGAUGGCGGUCGCAAAGGCGUUACUAAUCAAGGGAAAUCACCUAGUCCACCUCCACUGCCACCGAGAGCAUCAACAGCGGCAGCGGCGGCAGCAGCAACGGUAACAGCAUCAUCAUCAUCAUCAGCAGCAGCAGCAACAUCAACAUCAGCGACAGCAGCAGCCCGGCUGAGCAACUGGAUCAACUUCGAAGAGAUACCGGAGAAGCGAAAAGCACCGAAACGGAUACAGACGAUACCGCGGCCAGAGGAUGAGAUCGCAAAAACUGUCAGCGGUGGUUACAACUACGUGCAACCGGAAGAGUGCAAGUGUGAGUGCCAUGAGGAAUCUAGGCGAGCGUCCAUGCGGGAAGCAGCGGCGGUGGCAACGGUUACGACUGCCGCCGUCACUGCCACCGGCACCAGUACCAGAACUUCCUCUUGCAGCAGUAACGGCGAGCGACCGUGCAAUGGCGAAAAUUGUACGGCGCCAACUAUUGGUGGUGGUAGCUCGGUCGAUCGCGCCAGUAUCGUCAGUGACAGUUCGCUGGAGUGUUCGCUGAGUCUCGACGAUAGUCAGAGCACGCAGGUGCUUCUCGGCAACUCGACGAAACCCUUCGCAAUGGAUCUCGACGUGCGUUCCAAUAGGUCGAGCAUCAUAUCGCAGGAGGAAAACGACGAGAAUCAGCACCAAUAAUGAUAUAUAACAAUUGUAAUAGUAAUACUCGCAUAGAGCGCACUUACGCCUUAGAAUCUUUGGAUUUUUCUUUUCUAUACGUAUAAGGAAAGAAUUAAUCCGAGUUCUUCUGCGACGAGUUAAAGGACGAUUCCGAAAGAAAUGUACGCCAUCGUCGCGUUCUCUCGUCGUAUUUUUUUUUUCUAUAAGAAAAGUUUCCAAAAUACUUUUGGAAAUCUUGAAUAGUGACGGAAUCGGUUCUCCACUUUUUGGUAGGUAGUAACAGGCGCGCGAUAAAACUUCCGAUAGUUGAAAGUAUACAUACAUCGCUGCGCGCUCGUGUUUUCGAAAUCGAAUUUCGAAAUGUCUUUUGUCUUCGGCGUCACGCAAUUGUUUAUCUGUACAACGUUGUAUGCCAAUCGGACCAUUUUCAUAUAAUCGGACCGCGUCAGAUUUACACACUGUUAUAUACACUUUCGCAAUAGUAUUGUGUAUCACUGCAAUAUAUCGCGAGUUCUUUCUUUUCCUUUUUCUUUAUUUUUCUUUAUUUUUCUUUGGCGUUAGUCAAAGUCGCACUCACAUCAUGACUCAUUACAACUUAUUAUAUGACUUUCUUGCUUGAGAAGCUUAUUUAUAUAUCGUUGAAAGUUGAAACCACAUGUAAGAGAAUGAAAUGUAGAGUAUCGCGUAUCACAAGUUUUUUUCCAAAUAUAUAUUUAAGAAUUUUUGGAGAAAAACCGCAAUUAGACGAUAACCUUAAUUAUUUUAGGGUUUAAGGGUGCAGACAUAAAAUAGCAAAAAUAAUAAGGGAUAACGAUUUCAAACUAUCAGUAACUGCGCAUGUUCCGAUGUAUUCGAUUUCUGGUUGGUUGAAAUUCCUUAUUUCUUCUGUAUAUUUAUAUUUCUGCAUUCUUAAAGUUUGUCAUACGCAUACACGUACGCGAUGAUAUUUUGUUAAAGAGAGACAAAUAUUUUGUUAGAGGCACCCAGGAUGGUGGCUCGCUAAUGUUUUUCUACUAAUCUCUAUACUAAUUAAUCACUAGUUUUCUCUGUUGAAAGAGAAUUGUACCGCAUCACGAAAUGUCGGUGAAACACUCGGACGUUGCUCGUAUCUCGUUCUCUUCCUUGAAAAAAGAUAUAAAAAGUAAAAUAUAUGCGCGGCGCGCGCGCACACACACAUACACACGCGCGCGCGCGCGCCGAUGAUGAGACGAAAUUUCGCGAUGUUCGAGUGAGCUUUUGAAGCUUAUCAUAUCAUGUAGAUAGCAUAGAUUUAUAUAGACACAUAUAUCUCCGUGGGCACGUUGAUCUUUUGUAUCGAAAAUGAGAAGUUUAUUCAAUGUUGAACCGGGGGUACCGGUACGAUCAUUUAUUGAUCGAUUGUUUUUUAAACGAUAGCAUUUACGAACGAUUUAAAACGAUUUUACGAUUAUCUAUUGUAAUGCCAGACAAGCAUUUGCGAACGGUUCGGCUGCCGAUAUCGUAGGCAUUAUAGUUCCAACGAUUAACGUCGCGCAUAAUUAUGAAUACUCGUCGUGGAACACUCAUCGGAAUGUUAAAUGCACGCGAAUCAAUCUAACGUGUACUACGCAUACACAGAUUUUUCCAACUAUCGCACUGUCUUGCAGAAUACUCCUAAUCGUUGGCGACUUAUCUAUUCACCACGAUCUCUUUGCAUUAUCAUUUUUAGAUCUGGCUUGGCGAGCCAUCAUUCACUCGAAUAUGUUAAUUUUUAAGGGAGUGAUUUUUUGUCAUUCUCUCUUGGUUGGAAAUUUCAGAAAGUCGAGACGAGAUGCAUUUAUUAAUCGUGCGCGUUUCAUAAGUCUAGCUCUCAUACGAUAGAGAGAAAGACAGUUCUAUAUUAUCUACCUCCUUAAAAAAAAAAAAAGAAAAACAGAAAAAUGUACCAAAGAUAAUCGAGUGUCUGUGGAGGGUUGUUACAUUCACGCUUAGAAAAUCAGCCCGAUAACACAACUAGCUCGGUUUGAUCUCUUUUCUCGCUGUAAGAUCAAUUUUUUGGAGAAUGGAAAAGAAAUGGCACGUAUGUAAUAUUAUAAAAUAUUUGUAAAAUAAAUAUAAUAUAUAAAAUAGAUCAAGACUUGCGAUAUUGAGGUAAACGAAACCUUAUUUCUUAAUGGUCCAAUGUCCAAUGGGUCGAAGAUCUAUGAUAGAAUGGAAAUUAUUAAAAGCGUUAACACGCGCGCGCGCACACGCGCACACACACACACACACGGGGUGG